Molecule: messenger RNA, 608 nt
Organism: Toxotes jaculatrix (banded archerfish)
Lineage: Eukaryota; Metazoa; Chordata; Actinopteri; Toxotidae
Gene: c4h17orf67
Product: chromosome 4 C17orf67 homolog
Exons: 4
Coding region: 42-314 (90 amino acids)
Source: RefSeq, a predicted model, not a curated record
CAGAGCAGAGAGGGCUCAGGCAGAGAAAACAAGAGCAGAAGAUGAAGAAGCUGGUGGUGUUUUUGCUCUGCCUGGUCCUGCUGACCAUUUACACAGAUGCCAGCCCUAUCAUCAAGGAGAGCUUUGCUAAGCAGCUGCUCCGCAGUAAGAGGCAGGAGCGGCCAAGGAAGCCCGGCUACCCCGAUGAGCCAAUGAGGGAGCAUCUGCUCCACAUGCAGGCUCUGGAUCAGAGGGCCCAGGAGACUAACAUGGAGCACUGGCUGAACCCUCACUGCUACCCUCGCUGUGACAGGAACUACGGUCACCCCGUUUAAAGAUAACGACAAAGUGAAAGGACAGGAGGUGACAACAUGGGCUCAACAACGACAACAGUGGAAAACAGAAGGAGGGACAGACCUUGUCCCUGUGUCUCCUGAAGUAUAAUGACCUGAAUGAAGGCUCACGCCUGGAUAAUCUUACUGUAUUACAGCUGUGUAGUUUGCUGAAUAGUUUCUCGGUAGUUUCUACAUUUAUUAUCUAAGCUGUGUAUCACACCAUCAUCACAGACUGAAAUGUGUUAGAAGUUAAUGUAAUAAAAUAAAUCAAUCAGAAUGCACGGCUGCUUUUAG